This is a messenger RNA of Physella acuta, 1831 nucleotides long. RefSeq lists its product as uncharacterized. Lineage: Eukaryota; Metazoa; Mollusca; Gastropoda; Physidae. The record is from RefSeq and is a predicted model, not a curated record.
UCUGCGGGUGUUUUUUCACUAUAAAAGAUCUUCAGUCUUUUACUGUCUUCUCUUGUGUCGGACACAGCACACUGACGGAAGCUUCGUACUAAGAUUGAAAAAUGUUAUCGACCAGAGCACUGUUAUUUCUGGCUCUGAUGAUCAUGAAAGCUGAUGCUGGUUGCAGCAGGUCUGAUUGGCGGUCAAGUAUGGCCAGGCAGGGCCACUCACAGUGUACAAGUUUAAAUGAUUUCAUUACGGGUUUAUCUAGGAAAGAUAAAACAACCGAUGACCCGUUGAAUUUGUUAGACGAAGUAGAAUGCUGCAGCAGAAAUUCGACCUGGAGCAACGAUACACACACUCUGUACGCUGAUUGGGCAACGAUGGACAGAACCAAUACCUGGUCCACCUGUCCUGCUGGUUAUUUUAUGACUGGCUUGUAUAGGAGUGACAACAAGAUCGGCCUGUUGAGUAACAUUGACGACGGUAGGUGCUCAAGGCCAGCGGAUCACCCACCAUCCUACGGACAUUGCUAUGACCAUGAUAUCUCAAAAUGUUUUGAUAACAAAGGCCUUUGUAAAUGUAACGACACCUACUUUGUUACCGGCAUCUAUCGCGGUAGUUGUGAUAAACUCAACUGCCUUGAUAAACUUCGAUGUUGCAAGACCGCUACAGCACCGGAAGAGUUGAAUUCACUAGAAAAAGUAAAGACCCGCAUUAUGGAUACCACUAUGUCUAAUAUUGCGUCACUAGCAAACUAUUUGGGUUAUAGCUAUUGUCAAGGAUGUAGAGCCGCGAAUGUUGGGGAAGACUUUAGACGAAGCGCCGACACAUGGGCUGCUGAUAAAAGUGCGCGCUGUGAAGGUUUGAUGAGCGAUAAACGUCUGAGCAUGGUCUAUGGUAAUUGGAGCUUUGCGCUUAAGGACAUCAAGUAUGGAACACCUGUAACACAAGAAUUAACACCCGAAACGGUUGACUCUGGUACGAUAUAUAACAAUGACCCAAACGAAGUUACUAAGACCAUUGAGCGAGCUGAGACUGUUGUCCGUAGUGUCACACACACUACAACCAGUUCUUGGACAAACAGUCAUGAGCUUGGUCUGCAGGUCAUGUAUACAAUAGGAGGUUUUGGAGCUUCUGCCGGCUAUUCGUUUAAAUAUGAGACCACCACAGCUACAACUGAUGAAACCAAAAAAGAGCAGUCGAAAACAUUCACAGUUAGCACAUCAAAAACUCUGAAGGCAAAGUCUGCUGCAAAAUGGAGUCUUAUUAUGUCCAAAACCAGAACUUCUGUGACCUACACAGCAACUGUUAUAGUCAAGUUUUCCACCGAACUCCAAGGUUUUCUACGUCUCGAGAAUAACUUCCACUCUCAGUAUCGCGGCACCAACAACCGCCCCACUUUUAACUACCGAUUCGGCGAUUCAAGCACACCUUUUUACACAGCCUUGAAACAGCAAAGCGAAACUAACCUACAGCCCUGGCUGUGGAACGACAUGACAAACAAAUACCCGAAUGUUAAACCUGUAAUAAAUGCUUUGUUAAAUGAAAAUAGAUACGUCUUUAAGAUAACUGGUAGGUUCGAUGAAGUCAUGGGCAAAAGCGUUGAUUUCCGCUGGGAUGCGGCAAAGCUACGCAAGCGAGCAGCCGUGGCGGAUGACCGUAAUGUAAUACGGCAGAACGCUACCCACAUCGCCAAGACUCUGGCCAACGAUGUUCCUCUAGUGAAGUUGGAGCCUCCCAAAGUCGAUAUCUAGGCGAACAGCCAAGAGAAUAUAGAUAAGCCAUCUUUUUUCUGGCUCUUAGUUAUACUGAUGUAAACCAUCGGUAAACUUUGAUUAAAUAUAUCUUG